Messenger RNA from Coffea eugenioides, 1349 nucleotides. RefSeq names its product probable RNA-binding protein EIF1AD. NCBI's taxonomy places the organism in Eukaryota, Viridiplantae, Streptophyta, Magnoliopsida, Gentianales, Rubiaceae. Gene Ontology annotation, biological process: translational initiation. The coding region runs from base 375 to 887 and encodes 170 amino acids. The transcript is spliced from 7 exons. The record is from RefSeq and is a predicted model, not a curated record. Gene Ontology annotation, molecular function: translation initiation factor activity; RNA binding. Gene Ontology annotation, cellular component: nucleus.
GCCGAGAAUCUCUUCUGCGCCUCUCUUUCUAAUCCUCCUCCUCGAUCUCUUUCUUCUUUUCUUCUCUCUCAUUUUCACUUCUUUUCUUUCCUUGAUUCGCUGUUGUCCAGAUCUUCCUCUUCGUGGCUCUCCAGCUCCAUUACUCUCCAUUGAUCAAGAUCUGCCUGUCCGUGGCUCUCCAGCUCCAUUACUCUCCGUUGAUCAAGAUUGGAAGGCAACAGUUGUUCGUCUCAUAUUUUAUGAGAAAAAGGUAGAGAACUAUGGAAUUGAUGAAUGCUUGCUGAAAGACUGGCAUUUAAGGAAUUGCUUCUGCUUGCAUGUGGUUUUGGUCCCGUUGGUUUCAGUUUGAGAAAGUAAUAGAGUGAAGAAAGGCCAUGGGAGGUGGACGGAAAAAUUUGAGGAGGGCUGUUGAGGAAGAGACCUUAACGCUUCAACAAGGGCAAAGCAUCAUGCAAGUUGUGGACCUACGGGGCUCCAAUCUUAUUGAGGUAAUGGAUGCAAAAAGAGAAAGAUUGUUAGCUAUAUUUCCAGCAAAAUUUCAAAAGAGCAUGUGGAUAAAACGAGGGAACUUUGUGGUGGUUGACGAGACUGGAAGGGAGGAAGCAGCUGAAUUUGGUCGGAAAGUAGGUUGCGUUGUUAUACAAGUGCUCUUUUAUGAACGAGUACGAGUGCUCCAAAAAUCUCCUGAAUGGCCAGAAGUAUUUAAAGCAGCAACUUCAGGAAAUUCGAAGCAGGAUUUGCAGUCGCACACUUCAAAUAUGGAGGAGAAUGACAAUUCAAGUGAUGAUGAUGGACUUCCACCUUUAGAAGCCAAUACAAACAGAUUGAGACCUUUCCAAUCACAUUCAGAUACAGAGUCAGCUUCAGAUUCUGAUUCCGAGGCCUGAUGCAUACUUUUUCCUAUUUAUUAUGCAUGGAUCUCAAGAGAUGACCGGAAAACUUCUUGUAAGAAUAGAGGAAAGACGUACUUCUGUCCUGUGAUGCUGCUUCAUGGUUGAAGCUUCACCAAGUUCAGAGCAAUGCGAAAUUUUGCAAUGUCUGCUAUAUGUUUUAGGGCUUACUUUCCCACAUUUGAGAUUUUAAGACGGCAGUACAUCAUCAUACAUUAUGGUUAAAAUUGGACUCAUUUUGUGGUGUACCAUCAUGGUAGGAUAAUCUUUGAGGUGUUGCGCCCUCUAUCAAGUGAGGAUUAUUUGCAGUUCAUGAAAGGCUACUGUGGGAUUCUAGCUAGUCAUCUGCUGUUUCUUGUACGUCUGUGCGUGAGAGUCAAAAAAAAAAAUGGUGUACAUGUAAGCGGAGGAAAAAUGAGGUAAAAUACAAAGAAAUCUGAAGCGGUCUUUUCAUUCCAA